Molecule: messenger RNA, 258 nt
Organism: Cryphonectria parasitica EP155
Lineage: Eukaryota; Fungi; Ascomycota; Sordariomycetes; Diaporthales; Cryphonectriaceae
Exons: 3
Molecular function (GO): RNA binding
Source: RefSeq, a predicted model, not a curated record
GGCCUCGCCUGGCAUACUGAGGAGGCGACGCUCCGACAGAAGUUUGAGGAGUUUGGCGCUGUUGAUGAAGCUGUAGUUGUUAAGGACCGUGACACGGGCCGCAGCCGUGGAUUUGGCUUCGUCCGCUAUACCAAUGAGGACGACGCGCAGCGCGCCAUCGCUGCCAUGAACAAUAUUGAGUUUGACGGUCGAACCAUUCGUGUCGACAGGGCUUCCGACAGUGGUCCACGUGGAGGCUACCCUCCACGCGGCGGCGGC